AUGUUCAACACAAACAGCAGUGCAAUAACAGAAUUUAUUUUAGUUGGGCUCACAGGUCAUCCAGAACUCAAGCCUCUCUUCUUUGUGCUGUUUCUGGUUGUUUACCUUGUCACUCUCCCAGGCAACCCUGGCAUGAUAACCUUAAUCAGAUUGAAUGCUUGUCUUCACAUGCCCAUGUACUUCUUCCUCACUAACUUAGCCUUUGUGGAUGUGUACUAUACCUCGAAUGCAACCCCACAGAUGUUAGCUAAUUUUUUAUCAGAGAAAAAGACCUUUUCCUUUACUGGCUGUUUUACACAGUGUUAUAUUUUCAUCGCCCUUCUCCUCACUGAGUUUUACCUUCUGACUGCAAUGGCCUAUGACUGCUGCAUAGCCAUAUGUGACCCUCUGCACUAUAGUGUGAAAAUGUCCAGGCAAAUCUACAUCUGUUUGGCCACAUUUCGUUAUGUCUAUGGCUUCUCAGAUGGACUGCUCCAAGCCAUCUUGACCUUCCGCCUGACCUUCUGUAAGUCCAAUGUCAUCAACCACUUCUACUGUGCUGACCCACUGCUCAUUAAGCUUUCUUGCUCUGAUACUUAUAUCAAAGAACGUGCCAUGUUCAUAUCAACUGGUUUCAACCUCUCCAACUCCCUCACCAUUAUCCUGGUGUCCUAUACCUUCAUUAUUGCUGCUAUACUUCGGUUCAAAUCAGCGGAAGGAAGGCAUAAGGUAUUCUCCACCUGUGGUUCCCACAUGAUGGCAGUCAUCCUGUAUUAUGGGACACUCUUUUGCAUGUAUCUGAGGCCACCAUCAGAUAAGACUGUUGAGGAAUCCAAAAUCAUAGCUGUGUUCUACACAUUUGUAAGCUCAGUGCUUAAUCCAUUCAUCUACAGUCUGAGGAACAAAGAUGUAAAACAGGCCUUGAAAAAUGUCCUCAUGCAAAAUGUGGUCAUGACCAUGGCAAUGCCUCCACUUUCUAAAUAA
Carlito syrichta (Philippine tarsier) is the source of this 963-nucleotide messenger RNA. Its product is annotated as olfactory receptor 5M11-like. The record is from RefSeq and is a predicted model, not a curated record. Gene Ontology annotation, biological process: sensory perception of smell; G protein-coupled receptor signaling pathway. Gene Ontology annotation, cellular component: membrane. Lineage: Eukaryota; Metazoa; Chordata; Mammalia; Primates; Tarsiidae. Gene Ontology annotation, molecular function: G protein-coupled receptor activity; odorant binding; olfactory receptor activity.